CUUAAAUUUGUGACUGAUAAAUGAUUUCCUCCCCUGAAGGUUACAGCUCAAUUCCUCGAGAAGUUAAACGCAACGCCGUCAUCUGACUCCAUGAUGUUACAGUGGAGAAAUAUUGGCAGAGUAUCGUGUUUCUGCCAAAAAGACAAUACUACAUGGACCCAAUCCUUUUGCUGGAGGAAACUAGAAAGGUGUCUUCCAGUGCCUUUGCGCUAUGUUUCGUCAUGGAAAAAUAAGUCUUCUAGAUCUGAAAAUGAAGUCAAGGAUAAAGACAAUGUUCAAGAUAAAUCUAGUUUCUCAAAGUCAAAUUAUAGAAAAAUACCUAAAAAGUAUAACAAAUUUCAUGAAAAUUUGCAAGAUGAAUCCAGUUUCACUAAGUCAGAUCAUAUAAUAGGCAAAAUGCAAAAAAAGUAUGAAAAAUUCAAUGAAAAUUUUCAAGAUGAAUCUAGUUUCUCAAAGUCAGAUUAUUCAAAUAGAAAAAUACCUAAAAAGUAUGACACAUUCAAUGAAAAUUUUCAAGAUGAAUCCAGUUUCACAAAGUCAGAUAAUACAACAAACAAAAUGCAUACUAAUAAUGACAAAUUCCAAGAAAUGAACCUUAAUGAAUUGAAGAGCAAGAAGAAGCUGCUGAAAGUGAACACUGAAUCAGGUUAUGUUAAAUAUUCACAUAAAGUUGCAAGAGCUGAUAAAAACCACAUGCCUUCGAGAGUGUCAGAGACUGUUUCAGAGAAAGUCAAAUCAUCUGAUACUGUAUUUAAAAGGCAUACAAAUACAAGGAAUACCAGAGAGAGUUGGGCUGAUACCUUUGGCAAUCUUCAAAGUGAGGCUGAUAUUCCUGUAUUUACAGAAUUUGCAGACAAUGCAAGCUAUGAAGAAGAUGUGAAGAAAGAGGAAAAAGAGACAUCGUUCUACAACCAUAUUCGCUUGUCACGAUAUGGGAGGCGUCAUUCACCUUUCUGGUAUGGCAGGCGAAUCAUGGAACUGGAGAAAGCUGGAAAAGUAAAGGAAGCUAUAGAGGUGUUUGACAAAUGGAUGAUAGAGCAAGAUCGUGUGCAGCCAUCCAGUCAUGAAUACAGUGUGCUGAUAGCUCUGCUGGGCAGAUGUGGAUAUACUCUGAAAGCAUUUCAGCUGUACAAACAGAUGAGAGAAAGGAAAAUUCGUGUGGAUCCCCACAUCUUCACCAGUCUGUUUAAUGCAUGCACUAACAGCCCCUGGCGUGAAGAUGGUUUGAGUCGAGCAAAAAAGUUACGACAGGCGAUGAUCCUCAGUAACUAUCAACCCACCUAUAUCAAUUACCAGGCCAUGAUUGCAGCCUUUGGUGUUUGCGGAGAUAUCAACACAGCCUUCAGCAUCGCAGAUGAGGCUGCUAGACUGCGUGUGACAGACAACCUUCUCAAUUCUCUUCUGAUGGCCUGCAUAUCAGACAAUACAUCCGGUUUCAGGCAUGCAGUUCUUGUCUGGAGAAAGAUGCUAAAGAUGGGAGUCAAGCCAACAAUUAGGAGCUACAAUAUGCUUCUUCGUGCAGUAAAUGAGUGUGGAAUUGGAGAAGCCAAAACAUUUCUGAAUGGCCUCAGUGGAGAGUCACUUCCUGGUGUUGAACAUAGUAAUAGUCUGCAGAGAAAAGGUGGAAAAAACUUAUUGUGGCUUCCGAGGAACCAAGAGAAAGAAUUUCAAGGAAUUGAUGCUGUUUUAGAAAAGUAUGAGGUACCUCAAGUCAGUGGUGUAGGCAAUGUAGAGAAUGCCAUUGAUGUUGAAGAAAGACUGGCCACAGGUGAAUUAAGUGAUGAUGAAAAUGGUUUUCAUUCCCGUGAGCCAUUAGUGGAACCGUUUGACUUGGACGUGCAGGAAACUUCUAGCACAGACUUGUUGGAGAAUAAGGAAUGGUGGGAGCUGGAUAUAUUUCCAGUUAAAAGCUCAUUACCAUCAGAGUUUAUUUCUCAGUCUUCACAUGGCAUGUUUGCAAACCUUCCAAAUAUUCUCAAUCCAAGUGAUUCAGACCCGAUACCUGACCUUGAUUACAGGCUUGUGAAAGGACCAAGAGAGCGCUUUGCCUUACUUGGGGGCGUGGCAGGAAUACUUAACACAUUACAGAAAGACGGCAAUAGUCCAAACACAACCACAUUCAGUCUGAUGUCAAAGGCCAUACCCCUCAACAACAAUCAAGAAAAUGAUCUAAUAGCUGCCAUGCAGCUCGCGGACGUCCAACCAGAUACUGACUUCUUUAAUCACCUGAUGAGAGAAGUCGUCCGCAAAGUCCCAUUUGAAGUGAGAAGAAGCAAGGCUAUGGAGCUUUUCUCUAGAAUGAAGUCGGCAGGUUUAGAGCCAAACAUCCGCACAUAUGGGAUCCUAGCCCAUGUCUGCUUCACACAGGAACAGGGCAGACAGUUCCUGGAAGAGAUCAUGGAAGCAGGUAUCAUGGCCAACAGCCAUAUAUUUCACAACCUGCUGAAGGCAGCCCACUUCAGGUUGCGGUACAAGCAGUUCCUAAUGUCCAAGAUGGAGGAGUUGGGGGUGCGCCCUACAGAGUAUGUCAUCGAAUUACUGGAGAUAUGCAUCUUCAAUGCCAAGAACAUCCCUGAUAUCGGUUCAGAAAAAGGACAAAUUAGAAAGAAAAGUCUUGAAAUGUUCAUCCACUACUACGAGGGUUGGUGUAAGAGGAAUGUGGAAGAGAAAUCAGAACAUCCAUGGAAAGCGUUCAGAGAAACCACAUCAAGUGAAGUUUGAACUUUGUGAAAAAAAUAUGGAGUUAAAUGCUUGCCUCUAACUUUUUAUUUCGUAAUUGGAUUUAUUUAGAAGUGUUAUUCAAAGGCUAAACUUUUUAGCUCACCUGAUUGCUCAGGUGAGCUUUUAGGAUCAAGCUUUGUCCGUCAUUUGUCCGUCCGUCCAAAUUUGGUUUGUAAACACUCUAGAAGCCACAUUUCUUGUCUAAUCUUCAUGAAACAUGGUCAGAAGAUUUGUCCCAAUGAUACCCAAAUAUAUGCUGGGUAAAAAACUAGGUCGCUAGGUCUAAAUAAAGAAAACCUUGUAAACAACGAAAAAGUCACAUUUCAUGCCCAAUCUUCAUGUAACAUUGUCAAAAUGUUUGUCUUAAUGAUAUGUAGGUCGAGUUCAAAAGUGGUUCUGGUCCAUUGAAAAACAUGGCUGCCAGGGGGCGGGGCAGUUUUCCUUAUUUGGCUUUAGAGAAACCAUGUGAACACUCUAGAAGUCACAACUUUUGCCCAAUCAUCAUAAAACUUGGUCAAAAGAUUGGUUUUAUUAAUAUCUCAGGCGAGUUUGAAAAUGGUCCAGAUCGGUGAAAAAAAAUCAUUUACAUGGCCACCAGAGAAGUUUUCUCUACAUGUAUAUAGUGAACACUCUAGAAGUCUUUUUUUUGGUCCAAUCUUCAUGAAAUUUGGUCAGAACAUUUUUUUCCGAGAAAUGUGAGUUAAGUUCGCAAAUGGUUCUGGUCCGUUGAAAAACAUGGCUGCCAGGGGGACAGGGCAGUUUUUCUUAUAUUUAUAUAGUUUAAAAGGCUUGUGAACAGUCAAGACUCAAGAAGUCACAUUUUUUGCCCAAUCAUCAUGAAACUUGGUCGAAACAUUGUUUUAUUGAUAUCUCGGGUUUGAAAAUGGUCCAGAUCGGUGAAAAAACAUGGUCGUUAGUGGGCAGGGCAGUUUUCUCUAGAUGUAUAUAGUGAAAACAUGUGACACUCUAGAAGUCUCAUUUUGUGCCCAAUUUUUAUGGAAUUUCUUCAGAACAUUUGUUUCCGAGGUACAAGAGUUGAGUUCGAAAAUUAUUCCGGUCCGUUAAAAAACAUGGCUGCCAGCGGACAGGGGGAGGGGGCGCAUUUACCUUAUAUUUAAAUGGUCACACUUUUGAGUGGUGUACGGUCAAGGUCAUCCGUCAAGGUCAAAUUUGUUGUUUGUUUUGCGUCAAACUUUUACAUUGGCCAUCACUUUUGCAAUAUUGAAGAUAGCAACUUGAUAUUUGGCAUGCAUGUGUAUCUCAUGGAGCUGCACGUUUUGAGUGGUAAAAGGUCAAGGUCAUCCUUCAAGAUAAAAUAUAUGGGGGACAUAGUGUUUCACAAACACAGCUUGGUCACCUAGUACUUGAGUAUUUUAAGAGAAUGAUUUUCUUGAUGCAAAUCAAAGUAAUAAUCGUAUCUGAUUCAUCUGGCUCAAACACUUGAUCACUGCAGGUCAUAUUUUUUACAAAGAUUGAAAGGUGAGCGAACUAGGGCCAUUUUGGCCCUCUUUUAUUAAUUGCUUUUGUUGUUGGAUGUGAACAUUCAUGAAUAAAUGUCUAAUAUAAAAGCAA
Molecule: messenger RNA, 4293 nt
Organism: Dreissena polymorpha
Lineage: Eukaryota; Metazoa; Mollusca; Bivalvia; Myida; Dreissenidae
Product: pentatricopeptide repeat-containing protein 1, mitochondrial-like
Exons: 11
Coding region: 91-2721 (876 amino acids)
Biological process (GO): tRNA 3'-end processing
Cellular component (GO): mitochondrial matrix
Molecular function (GO): tRNA binding; protein binding
Source: RefSeq, a predicted model, not a curated record